This is a messenger RNA of Miniopterus natalensis, 3272 nucleotides long. It is a transcript of the gene KCTD2, whose product is annotated as potassium channel tetramerization domain containing 2. Gene Ontology annotation, cellular component: Cul3-RING ubiquitin ligase complex; cytoplasm. Gene Ontology annotation, biological process: proteasome-mediated ubiquitin-dependent protein catabolic process; protein homooligomerization. Gene Ontology annotation, molecular function: cullin family protein binding. The record is from RefSeq and is a predicted model, not a curated record. NCBI's taxonomy places the organism in Eukaryota, Metazoa, Chordata, Mammalia, Chiroptera, Miniopteridae.
ACCGGCGCGGCCCGCUGGGUCCGGCUGAACGUGGGCGGCACCUACUUCGUGACCACCAGACAGACCCUAGGCCGGGAGCCCAAGUCUUUCCUCUGCCGCCUCUGCUGCCAGGAAGACCCGGAGCUGGACUCGGACAAGGACGAGACAGGGGCCUAUCUGAUUGACAGGGACCCCACCUACUUCGGCCCUAUCCUAAACUACCUCCGGCAUGGGAAACUCAUCAUUACGAAGGAGUUGGCAGAAGAAGGUGUGCUGGAAGAGGCAGAGUUUUACAACAUCGCAUCUCUUGUGCGGCUGGUUAAGGAAAGGAUACGGGACAAUGAGAACAGAACUUCACAAGGCCCCGUGAAGCACGUAUACCGAGUCCUGCAGUGCCAAGAAGAGGAGCUGACACAGAUGGUCUCUACUAUGUCUGAUGGCUGGAAAUUUGAACAGCUGAUCAGCAUCGGGUCUUCCUAUAACUAUGGGAAUGAGGACCAGGCGGAAUUCCUCUGUGUCGUCUCCAGAGAACUGAAUAAUUCCACCAAUGGCAUUGUCAUAGAGCCGAGCGAAAAGGCAAAGAUUCUUCAGGAGAGAGGAUCUCGGAUGUAGACUCCAGAAUCCUAAACAUCAAGAGAGCAGCCCGGCAGAGCACAUCUGUGAAGUUAAAUCUUGCUCCUGUACAGUAACCGAGCUACUGCAAAGCAAGGCUGAGCCUGGCCCCCCGUGGAGAGUGUUCUGGUCAAACCAAAGGAACCCCCACCCCACCCACAGGAACCUGAAGACAGAUGCAACUUCCAGCUGCAGAAUACCUUUUCGGAAACCUGCUUUUGUGUUCUUAGCCAGUGUUAUAACAAAUCUUUACAACUGCAUCUGGGCUGGGUUCCCAGCUGGAGCCCUUCUGGGGACAGGAGAGGGGAGAGGAAGGCCUGCUCCUGGUCCAUGCCUGUGCAGGGAAGCCGGAGCAGAUGGAAGAGGGUUGUCCCUGAGCCGUGCCGCGCCCUGAGUGCCAUGGUGGACAAUGGCGGCUAGCUGUUCUGUAACACUCCCUUCCCCUUCCUUCUGUGCACCCCUACUAAUGUAGCAGACGCACAGGAUUCUAGCUCCCUUUCCCCGAACUGAAUCGAGGGUUUUGCUAAAGGACAGAGUUGCCAGAGUACCCCGCAUUCCUAUGAACUAAGCCUCUUUGAGGAAAGGGAGGGUGGGGCUUCCUUGCUUAUGGUAGGAAGUUGGGGAUUGCUGCCCGGGGUUGGGGCAUUCAGCUGCUGCCACACGGCUUUGCCCCAUUUUUCUCCAGCAUCCUGGACCCUCUAGGUGGCUUGCUUUCUUCCCCGGAAGAGGUUUGAGGCAGGCAGCACUCUGCACUGGGUUAGACAGACACGCGGGAGCUGUAGGUAGUUGGUAUAACUGCUUCUGCAGACUUCUUCCCCUCCAUUGGUCCUCCUUCCUUUCCUGACUUUUUAAACUGGAAUAAAGGGACUUUGGACCCUCUGGUGGCUUAGCGUGGGGACGGCUGUUUAUUUGAGAGUUGCCAAAUGUGUUGUUGUUGUGUCCAAAGUGUUGUUUCUGUGAUUGUCUCUUGGAAAUGCCUUGGCUGAACUUGUGCUAUUUGUUUGCGUCCCUUGGUUUCUGACUUUGGCAGUCCUGCCCCGCAGCCAUGUCAGUGACUCACACCUUCCCACUAGUGUGUAUGUGUUUGCUGGGCAGUCUGAGGACUCCCCACAUCCCUGACCCAACUUCACUGUCCCUUCUUUCUAUGGAGUGCCAUGUCCUUAAGGAUCAAACGCUUGUUUGACCUGGGUGAGCAGAGCUGUGACCGCAGAGCUUGUACCUGGACCCUCUCUGAGCUUUUGAACCUUGGAGAGCAGUUGUUGAACACACGGGGGCCUGAGAAUCCUUGUUUUCCCCCUUGACUCUCAUAGUGCAGAUGGUCCAGAGAAGGGGAAGGUGUCUCGGGAAAGCUCCAUCUGUAAAAGCCACCUUGAGCCGGUCGCUCCUGGUUCCUUCAAAGCUGAGGUUGUCUGCUCCACAGUUCAACUGCUUGCUAGGUGGGUCUGGGGUUGUAAUUUUGGAAAUGACUGUAGACUGUGCCAAAUGUCUUUUGAGUUUGUGACCUGCACAUGCCCAGGAUUCUCACUUUGACCUUAUUUCUCUGUGUGUAAAGUAGGGUAGAAGUAGGGGGGUUCUGCACACCAGCCUGAGCAUACAUGUUGGCACCUCAAGUCUGGCACCUGCCUAGGAUUUAUAAAGGUCGUGGGCACCCAUCCUGUCAUCUUUCAGGAAAAAAAAAAAAGAUUUGAGUGUGUCAGAGAAAGCUGCUCUGACCAGAGGACAGAGGACUGGAAGAGGUGUCGUUUGCCAGUAGGAAUAAAUGAUGUCAGACCGAAAGGAGCAGGAGCCCCAGCAGCCGUGCUUCCCUGGGGGGUGCCUGAUAAUCUGCCUCCUCCCAAGCUGGCGAGGAGGAGUGAGGGCUGGAGGGCGGGCCUGGGCAAGCCCCGCAGGAACGCAUUGUACCUCUAUUUCUCCUUUCAGGAUUCCACAGUGGGCCCUGUAAAAAGGCUGCUGAACCCCUUGCUAAGCGCUCUGAGCACAGACAUAAGUGACAUUUCUUAUCUCCUAGAGGACUGGCUUUCACCAGGUUUCCCUCCUCCUGGCAACCCAGCGACAAUUUAAAUGAUUCCAGUGCUCCAGGAAUGUCAGGAUGGUUUGUUUCGCAAGGUUUCAGGAAAAGCAUUUUACCCAAAUGCUUAUGGACCAAGUGGGUGUUUUCCUUAAAAGGUCUCCUCCCCCAGUGCCCUGCAGAGCCUGCCUGAUAACUUCAGAGAGACGUGUGGGCGUUGGCGUGGGGGUGUCACGUGACCAGUGACCCAUCCUCUCCAGCUUCCCAGUGCUGCCAAGUGGGGAGUGUCUUCCUGCUUCAUUCUCUGCCCAGAUCCAAGGCCACAGGCCAUGCAGGCCAGGCCCAGGGAGCCGCCUGGCACCUCCUGAGUGACAGCACAGUAGUAUGCUCUGUUUUAUCCUCAGAACCUGCGCUUCCCCUUGGCAGUGAGGUGGAGACACUCCCUCUAGAGUGACUUUGUUCCUGCAGUUUUAACUGGUCUUAGGGGUGUCGGGAGGAAGGGACAGAGCUGCUGAAGUGGUAGGGCCAAGAGGACACCCACACCCUGCAGCGUGGCCUUCGAUCCAGAUGUUAGGGACCAUGCCUGUCAUUUGUGGGUGCCCUUUGUGACUGUGUGUCUGAAGAGUCUGAACUGUUGUGACCUUUUUUUUGGUCAAUAAAGACAUGAAAUAAA